CAGCCGAGAGGAGCUCGUGGGCCGGCGAACAAGUGAGUGGCUGGCCGGUUGGUUGGCGCUGCUGCUCGGGGAGGCUGUGCGCUUGGUGCAAUGCAACACCGCGUGGCCGCCUGCAGGGCUCCGCGGCGGACAUGCUGAGCAGGGGAGGAGCCGGCGGGAAAGCGCCAGGCGGGCUCGGCGGCUCCGCAGCAGGGCUGGAGGGAGCGGGCGCCGCCAGCUCGGCCUUCGCCUUCCGCAGCAGGUGGAUCCCGCAGGCGCGGCUCCAGGGAUGAGCCCCGCGGGCGCGCCGUCUCCUAUCGCCCCGGUCAGCGCGCGCUCACCGCCGCCGUCGCCAGGGUCGGACCCUGCGCUCCCCCCGAUGGUUCCCGCCCGCCUGCUUCUCUGUGACAGGGACGUGACCUUCCCUGGCUGAGCCUUACGAUGUGGGGUCAGGAUGCCUCGGUGCCCCGACGUCGUCUGGCGCAGCCUUGCAGGGGCGCUUCUUCGCUGCUGGUGCUGGUGCUGAGCUUGGCCCUUGCCCGGAAAGGGGGCUCGGCGGCACACUGCCCCAGCAAAUGCGUCUGCGCCAGCAACAUCAUCAGCUGCUCCAAGGCCAACCUGAGUGUCUUCCCCCAUCCCCUUCCCUCGUACGCGGCAGUCCUGGACUUCAGCUACAACCAGCUGACGCGCCUGCGGGCGGAGUGGGCGCCUUCCCCGCUUCAUCACCUGCACUCCCUGUUCCUCAGCCACAACGGCCUUUCCUUCGUCUCCACGGAGGCCUUCACCAAUGUCCCUCACCUCAAGUACCUGGACCUCUCCUCGAAUAGCAUCCAGGAGCUGGGGGAGAACCACUUCAGCCACCUGGUGGAGCUGGAGGUGUUGCUGCUCUACAGCAACAAGAUCUCCAAGAUUGACCGGACGGCUUUUGAAGAGAUGACCAAGCUCCAGAAGUUGUACCUGAGCCAUAAUGCCAUCGGCCGCUUCCCCCAAGAGCUGUUGAAAAAAGACGAGGCUGGCUUCCCGGAGCUGGCCUUGCUGGACCUGUCUUGCAACAAGAUCAAGGAUAUUUCCGUGGACGAGGUGAACAAGCUCCCGGCCUGGGUGAAGAACGGCCUCUACGUCCACGGCAACCCUCUCACCUGCCAGUGUUCACUUUACAACCUCUUCACCCACUGGCAGAAGCGGCAGCUGAGCUCCGCCAUGGACUUCAAGGAGGAACUCAAGUGUUUUCUCCAGAAAGACAGCAAAAGCAUCAAAAUCUCCAGCCUCAGUGGCCCAGGGGGGCUGAACUGCAGCGAGUUCAAGGAACAAGUGCUGGAGGUCCAUCGCGGGGAAGAGGUGAUCAUCAACUGCGACACGAGGCAGCGAGGGGUGAUGAUCAGAGAAUGGAUGACCCCCCGCUAUGAACGUGUCCCCCAGGAGGGCGACAACAGCUCCAUGACCAUGCUGACCAAUGGGAGCCUUCAGAUCAAAAACAUCAGUGUGGAGGACAUGGGUCCGUAUACCUGUUAUGCGGUCAGCCAGGUGUUCAACGAAACCCUCUAUGUGCACGUCACGGUCCACAACUACUCCUUGCACGGGACCCCGGACACCCUCAACACCGCCUACACCACUCUGGUGGGCUGCAUCCUGAGUGUCAUCCUCGUGCUCAUCUACCUUUACCUGACCCCCUGCCGUUGCUGCUGCCGCAACAGUGAGAAGCAGGCCAGCCAGCGCGAGGACAGCAUCAACUCCUCGGUGCUCAGCACCACUCCCAACCACAACACCGGCGGGGGCAAGGAAGGGCUGAACCGCCACAUGGCGCCUGGCAACGCGCAAGGCCAGAACGGCAAAUGCAAAGCCAACAGCUCCCCCAAGCAGGCGUCUAAAGGGUCCCAGAAGGCAGAGCGGAAGAUGUCGGAUGCGGACUCGGUCAGCUCUGUCUUCUCCGACACGCCCAUCGUGGGGGCCUCGCAGGGCGAAGGCGGGAGAGGAUCCGGCAGGGAUAAGGCAGGGGCCGAAUUAGUGGGGCUGCUGUGAUCGUUCUGACACUGGGAAACAAGGCGGAGGAUGCAGCCCCAUCCCUUAAGGCAUAACAAUAUUCUCUGGUACUGUUCUCCGACCUGCCACAGUAUGUAAUGGCGUUGCUUUGUUACUUUCCUCCCGUCGAGCCCACAGCCCAGUGUCGAAAACCUUGAUCUCCCAAUAUUGCUCUUGAAGCACAGUCUUUCCCGAGCCCUCCGUUUCUUUGGAAUGACACGGUUUUUCAGAUCGCCCUCAUGGGAACUUUUGUGAGCAUCUCAGCCACAGGCAAAAGGUCCAGCAGACUUAGCUAGGUUUUCCUGCAUUCUGCUGUUACUUUUGCUUACUUUUCCUGGAUGGGACAUUCCUCCCAAGUCCCUGUACAGGUAUGAAUACCAGAAGAGCAGCCCCGGCUCAUCAUCUGCAGCAGAAAUGGCAGUGUCACCUUCAGAGACUUAACAAUUAAGGUGGCAUAAGCUUCCAUAGGUGGCAGCCUGCUUCAUCGGAUGUUACAAAGUGGGCCUAGAAACCAAGGUUUUUGUUCGCCUUCAUGCAAAUUAAAUCACAUUCAUCUCCACAGUAGCUCCAGAGAUGGCAGUAACCCCAAUUAGCCACGGUAUUGUGGGAGUGGGGUGGGGGAAGUUAACUUUUUUAAAAUGGCUCAAUAAUAUUUUUUUUAAUAUAUCUAUAUCUAUAUAUAUAUAUAUAAACUCUUGCUACAAACAAUUAUUUAUUUAUUUAUUUUUACAGAAAACAGAGGUUCCCACCAUUACCAGGCUUUUUUCAGGACAUAAUUCAAAUAUUUUUUCUAGUAAGCAGGCAGACCUGUCUUGGAAACCUCUGCUCUCCCUUUUUUUUCUUUUGGUGGGACUAUGACAGAGAUAAAAACUGAAUUUUUAAAGAAACAUAGUAGAGAGGAGAGGUUAGUUAUGCAGUCAUUUCUUCACUAGGAAGCUUUUGUUAAAACAUAAAAGGAGCUAAACCCAAAACUUUUAACCUUUGUGGCACCAAAAUGCAAGAAGGGAACCAACAGCCUUGGGAGCUGGCAAGGUGGGAUUCCACAUCCCCGACACCCAUCCUGCUUGCUCCAAGAAGCAGCAGAAACAAGAACGUGGCGUGGCAUGUCCCAGAUCUCCUGCUUUCCCCUCUCCGCAGCCUGCUUAGCAGAUUCCCAUUACUGUAGCCACCCAAUGGGUCAAGCUGGGGGUCCAGAGCGCAGCUCUCCAUCCUUGCAAAUUUGGAGGCUGUGGGAGGCUAUCUAGAUCUUGGAAAUCCCAAAGCCAUUGGGCAGCCUCUUCACCCUGCUGUAGGAGACCAAGGGGCCGACAACCUCCAGGUCCUUGAUGGGGAAAGCAGCUGAAAUGAAGGUGCCACUUGGCUCCCGUCAACAGCCAUGUUUAGGAGUGUUUCCACCCAAAAAGAGGCCUUCCUGAAAUAUGUAUGUGCUUCCUUUGAGCCUCGCCCUGUGACAUAUGCCACAGUAUGCGACUCAGGCAGUGGGGUGCAGAAGCGGCAGAGAAGAGGGAGAAAGACGGAGCAUUCGAGAUAGGUCUCUGUAUUAAAUAUCUGGAAUUGCACUGACUCUGCUUUUUGUGGGCCAGUUGGCAUGACUUCACUGGAGGUGAAGCAAUUGCAGUGAGAAGGUCCCUGUGCAAGGCAGGUGACUUAACCCUGCACCUAUUCUCAAGGGAUCUAACAGAGAAGGCUGGAUCCCACCUGCUCUGUCCAACUCAGAAUGCCCCAUUGGAAAUGGGUGGGUUUGAAAAGCCAUGUGGGGUUGCCAAGGAGAGGGAAAGGCCCUUGAGAUGGUCACCUUGCAAAGGUUUCGCUUUGAUCUGCAUUCAGGCUCCAUUGCUGCCCACAGUCAGUUUAUCUGUUGGCUGAAGUGGGAAGUGAAAAGGGAGAGUUCCUGGCUGGCGUGCAGAGGUGACACUAUAAGCCAUAAGAAUGUAUUGCACAAAUCUGUGAAUGGGUCCAAAGCAGCGAUGAGUCCUGAAGAGCACAGCUCUGCGCUAUAGCCAUAUGAACCCUGCUCACAGCCCUGAGGCUCAUUGCAAUCAGUCAGUUAGGGAGACGCCCAAGAACAACCAGAGCCCAAAGUGAAGAUGGAAGUCAUUUGUCAGAGGCAAUUCUCCCAUCUUAACUGACUCGCUCUGGGGCUUCUUUCUGCUUGCUUUCUCUGGCAUGUUAUUGGGAAGGAGAAGUCCUCUAAUUGAAGCAGCAAUCCAAUUGAGAUGCCUGCAAGCCAGAAGAGGGAGAAAAAGAAGAGGCUGGGGAAUUAAUAGAAUGAGAUGGAUGAAAUUGUGAGGAUGGUGAAAGCAGGGAAAGUUUAGCAAUAAGACAGCUGAUUUUUAUAAAUCUGUGGUUGAAUUCUCUCUAGCUCAUCUGGAGCCGUGGUAGGUUGCCAUGUUCUGACCCCCUUUGUCCCUUUACAGAUCUCUUCUGUCAAUCUGCUUUCUGAAAUUUCCAGACACCAGGAGCAAAAUCAGAACUAUUUUAGAGUAAGGAAAGGACAGGACAGAGUUUUCCCUGUGCAUGUUUGCUGGAUGAGGGAACAUAUCAACUAGGGCUGUUGAUGUAAAUACAAAAAAAAAUUUGAUGACCUUGUACUGUAACAGUAUAGGCUACAUACCGGUAUUUAUUCAUGCUAGGACAUUUAAUAGCUGUGAAGCUCUUAUACUUCUCGGGGUGGGGGUGGGGGUGUCAGGGAACGUGAGAGCUCCUUUUGGCUACCUGUUGACUUCACUACUGCUUAACGCCUUUGCUUCUUGGGCUGGAAAUAUCCAUGCUGCAGAUAAUGGAAAAAAAAAUCACAGAUUGCACUCUUAUCAGAAAGCUAUCUGCCUUCCCCAUCUGCAAGCUCUUAUAGAUGGGAUAAAGGGAGAAGGGUUUGCAGCCUGAAUCCCUACAGACCUCAAUCAGCAUAUGGCUAAAGGGCCACAGAUACAUAGUGCAGAUGCACUGGUGUCAACUCUCUCAUGCGCACAGCAUGUAUCUAUCACAUUUAAUAGGGAGGGGGGACAUACAAAGUUGCCUCAUGCUGGAUAAGACCAUCUGUCCAUUUAGCCAAGUAGUAUCCACUUUGGCCGGCAGGGACUCUCCCAAGGUCACAGACAAAGGUUUUCCCCAAACCUGGUAUCUGAUAUUGGUCUUGGACCUGGGACUUUUUGCAUGCAGGCCUAGGCUAUCUUAAGCAGCUGCCCAGUGCCCAGUUCUUGUCUACUGGAGAUGGGUGAGCAGAAUGCUAACAUGAGUUGAAGUGAGGAUGGAAGCAGCCUAUGUUUCAGUAUGCACAUGUGUGCAAGUACGAAUUAGCAUGUGUGGGUACCCACACUUUUAAACCCCUGUUCAUAGAAUCAUAGAGUUGGAAGAGACCACAAGGACCAUCCAGUCCAACCCCCUGCCAAGCAGGAAACACCUCCUAGCCUCUAAUGUUAUGCUAGAAAAGCUUGGUGCUUAAGUUGUGCGAGUAGCAGGACUAACCUCCAGAACCUUUCUAGGGAGAAGGAACACGGACUAGUAGGAUUGUCUUUGCAUGGUCAAUCUGCUUCAGCAAACCUUUUUCACUCCUGUUCCUCUUUGAAGAGCCAUAAAUACCCAUACUUGUUACUAGAGUGAUCCCUUGUGAUGCUUUCCCAGGAUUCCUUCAUCCACCAAAGAGGAAGCAGAACAGAGGACUCUGGGAUAUCCCCCAUGUCACUGAGCUUGAUCUGGGCAAAUUUACUUCUUCAUGUGGAAAUACCCUUGGCGGUGUGAGGCAAGGAGCCCAAAGUUUUAGACACCACCAUGUGUGACAUGAACAGCUCAUACCGGGCUAUGAACAAAGAUUCAGUUCAGUAACCUUUGGGGUAUGUUUUAUUAACCUGGUCACAGGGAAAUAUGCAGAAGGAAACCUUGCAAGUGUUGGUUGCCAGGAGCUGACAUUGUUGGGAACUUGCUGAGGUCCACACCAUUUCUUACUUCCGAGCCUUCUGGCCCUACCACUCUUUCCCCCUUGCUGUCACUGCCUGUUCUCCUGCCCACUCAGAGCACGUGCGGAAUGGGAAGAGGGAGCAGGCGGAGCAGUAUCUGCUGUGUGCCUUGCAUUCUCCAUUGGAGGGGUUGUGUGACAACAGACAAAUAGGCAGCAGGGACAAUCUUGUCCAAGCAUAUCCCAUUCCCGAAACCCAGAGCUAGCACCAUUGGGAGGAGAUUUCAUAGCUGCCCUCUUCUGAUGCUCAUCAGGGACGGGGUUGGGGGCCAAAGUCUUAGUGGCACGACCCCCAUCCUUCUCAGGUCACUCCUUGCACCCUCUUGGUUAAAGCAGUGAAGAAAGGAGCUCUUUUUGCUCCUGUCCUACAGGUGGGUGUUGCUAUGCCUCAUCACUAAGGCAACCUUUUUUAUUCCAUCGAAACUGGCACAGUCACGAGUGGAUGCCACCCACAUGGUUUCCCUGUUGUAAACUCUAGGCUGGUUGCUGAAAGGGAGGCUCUGCCUGCUCUCCACGGGGUGCCAGAACCACUUGCCUCUCAGCAAACCACCCGCUUGUGCCUGCUGUCUGUGUGCAACGUGCCACAGGGUCCCUGCUGAGAAUCUAAAUAUGCUCUGAGUCCACACUAAGCUGCCAGGAGAGAAAUAUCUUCCUUCCCUUACUGGAUAGGGCAUCCAAAGGAGUAUAUAUAUUUAGUGGAGGUAAGAAUAAGGAACACAGCUAGAAAUAGCUGCGCUAUGGUUGUGGGUACUGAAGUCCUCCUUAGGAUCAUGCACUGGGCCUGGUGUUUACUUUGGUUAAACAGCAUAAAGUGCUUGAUCCUAACAGAAGAGAAUCCCUUGGUGCUGCUUCCUAGCUGUUUAAAGAGAGAGAAUGUGAGUGAAUUCCCCCCCCCACUGCCAUAAUAUGCAGCGCGCUCCUUCAGACAAGCAGAAAACAAAUAGGCUUUUCCCCAUUUAGUUUGACCUUCUGGCUUGCUCAUUAAUGAUUGCCAUCUUUG
Molecule: messenger RNA, 6950 nt
Organism: Zootoca vivipara (common lizard)
Lineage: Eukaryota; Metazoa; Chordata; Lepidosauria; Squamata; Lacertidae
Gene: AMIGO1
Product: adhesion molecule with Ig like domain 1
Biological process (GO): brain development
Cellular component (GO): membrane
Molecular function (GO): protein binding
Source: RefSeq, a predicted model, not a curated record